CGGACACGCAGGUGCUGCACCCUUGAUUCCGUACCCACGGUAGCCCCGGCACAGCCAUGGUUCGCGCGCGCAGUGCAUCACGGCACGAGUGCACGAAAGGAACGAAGACAUCAAAUAGCGCGACAGUGGCCUACUUAAAUAGCGACUUUCCCCCGCUGCUGUACGCCUGUCUCUUACCUACCUACCUAGGUACCUACUUACCGGACCGACGGACGUGGGUCUCUUGCUCUUAUACUAUAGUACACUGGCUGCUGCUAUUGCCUUUGCCUUUGCCUCAUGACUUACUACCACUCACCACUCACCACUCACCCACGUGCACCCGCGUGCUACACACGCCCCGCCGACAAAAUGGACGCAAUGGACGCAACAGACGCGCCACCUACGGAUUCGCACAAACAAAAACACGCCUUCGCCAUCUUAGACGACACCUCUGCGUCGGGCACGCUGGUUGCGCCGUACGCGGAUACCGAGGACGCCGACGAGCCGCAUGGCGGAUGCGGUUCUGAAUUGGAGAAAGAAGAAGGAGGAGGAGAAGAAGAUGACGACGACGAUGAUGAAAGCCUCUAUAGCGACCCUUAUCCCUGCUGUGCGCUGAAUUCUAGACUUGCAGAUGCAGGUGUAGAGGUAGAUGCAGAGGUAGAGGUAGAGAGGGGUGCUAAGGUAGUGGCACCCGCCGGCGCCGGCCAGGAGGAGCGGGAGAAAGAGAAAGAGACAGAAAAGGAGACAGAGACAGAGAAAAAGGGCCCAGCAGAAGGAGAAGGAGGAGAAGAAGAAACGCACUCCGCACCCGCACCCCCACCUCCAACCACACCUACCACCACCGCCACAGAAGAAUCCACCACCACCCCUCCCCCCACCUCAGACACAUGGGUCGACGACAUCGACAGCCUGGCCCUCCAAAGCGCCAGCCUCCGCAACGUCGCCGAGCUGGAAGAGCGCCUCGCCCUCUCCGAGCGCACCGUCCACGCCCUCCAGCGCGACGUCGCCUCGCUCCAAAACCAAACCAUGCAGCCCUUCUGGGGCGCGGCGCGCCUGUGCGAGCGCAUCACCCUGGUCAGCGACGCCGUGGGCGCGCUGGUGCUGCGGGUGCAGGCGCUGGAGGACGCGGGGCAGACGCAAGCCCAGAUGCAAGCGCAGGAGCAGGCGUGGAAGCUCGAUCGCAAGACAUGGGAGCGCCUGAGCCAGCGCGUCGAGCUGCUGGGAGCGCUGCAGACGGCGGGCACGCAGGCACGGGAGCGCGUAGCCCUGGCCGAGGAGAAGGAUCUCAAGGCCUUGGUGCGGAAGCUGUGGGGGCGGGUGGGCGCGCUCGAGACCGGGGCGCAGCAGCAGCAAACAGCGCACCAGCUCAAGGCCGCAGAGACGAAGGGCGCGCUGGUCGCGCUCAAAGACCGCAUCGCGCAUGUCGGGGGCGUGGCGCGUGGCGCGGAGGAGACGUUCGUGGCUGUCAAGCAGGACGGCAAGCGCCUGCUCGAACUCGAGACGAGGCUUGGGGCUGUGGAGACGGGAAUUAAAGCCCGCGUUGCGGCUGCGGUGAAGGGACAAGCUGCUUGUGCUGAGGAGAAGAAGAAGCUCGCUGCCGCGGUUGCUACUGCUGGUGGUGCUGGUGCUGGUAGCCACGAUGGCCAAGCCGAGACCAGGAACCAGAAGCACGGCGAGCGCAUCUCGGGGCCUUCGCCUGCGCUGAGGGCGGUGUUGGAGAAGAUUAAGACGGAGGAGGGGAAGGCGGCUGUUGCUGCUUUGCUUUCUCCUUAUGAUUCUUCUGCUUCCUCCUCUUCUCCUACAUCGCCUUCUCCUGCUGCUGCUGCUGCUCCUAGCAUCACCAGCACCACCACCAGCAGCGCAGAAACGGCGCACCAACUCCCGCCAAUCACGGGCGCCCGCGCACAAAAGCCCCUCGGCGCCUUCGCGCUCAAGCCGCGCCGCGCAAUCGACGACUUCUACUUCGCCGCCGCCUUGAAACAACAAGCCAACGCCCUCGAGAGGGAGAGAGACAGGAAGGAGAAGGAGGGGGAGGAGAGGAUUAAGAACAAGGCACAACAACAACAACAACAACAACAACAACAACAACAACAAGACGAAGAAGAAAAGCCCGAAACCCCCACCAAGCGCAAGCCCCUCCCGUCACCCACGACCACCAGCUGCAUCGACAGCACCAUCAGCACGAGCCUGGCCCAAGACGCCCCGGUUCGUCGCUCGCACUACGCCAAGCGGUCGUUUCCUGUGCUGGCGGCUGAGUUUGCGAAGGCGGGCUUGGAUGGGAUGAGCGGCGGGAAUGGGAGGCGGGGCGCGAGUGGUUGGGAUGAGGGCUGCGGCGGUGGCGGUGGUGGUAAGGACGGGGAGGAUGGAGACAUGGACACGACCAAGGACUCAACCAGCACCACCACAGCCAGCACAGCCAGCACAGCCAGCGCGGGCAGCGCGCGUCCUGCCCCGGCGGCAACAGCAAGCCCCGCGCGCCCACAGUCCUCGCUCUCGACGACGACGACGACGCCGCCGCCGUCGUCAUCAGUGAAGCGGUCGUCGGCGCUGCCGGUAUGGACGCCAACGACAACACCAGCACCAACCCCAGCAGCAAACCCAACACUCCCCCUCAAACACCCCCUAAGCAUAAACUCCGGGCCGCUACCACAGCCACUGCCCUCAUCCUCGCCCUCAACAGCCUCAACCACAGCCCCCGCACCCCAACCCCCACCGCACAAGACAGAGCAGCAGGAGCGGCUGCAGCGGCAGCGGGCGAACGAGCAGCGGUUUGCGGCAAGGCUGAAGCAGCAUGCAGAGGAGCACGGGAUUGCGGCACGGCUGAGGCUGUUUGAGGAGGAGCAUCGGCAGCGGCGGCUGGAGCAGGAGGAGCAGGAAGACCACGGCACAGCGGCGGCGGCGGCGGCGGCGGCGGCGGCGGCCGAGCAGCGAGCAAUAGUCGAGCGCGCGCUCACGGCGCCGUAUGACUAUGCGUCUGCGUCUUAUGCGUCGUUUAGGGACGGGGAUGGAGAUGGGGUUGAGACGGGGGGGUGGCGGUUGGGGAGGCGGUGGUAG
Messenger RNA from Aplosporella prunicola CBS 121167, 3033 nucleotides. RefSeq lists its product as uncharacterized. The record is from RefSeq and is a predicted model, not a curated record. Lineage: Eukaryota; Fungi; Ascomycota; Dothideomycetes; Botryosphaeriales; Aplosporellaceae. The transcript has a single exon. Bases 277 to 3033 code for a protein of 918 amino acids.